AUGAUCCACGAGAAAUCUGUGUUUGCAAACAACGAACUGAGUCUUCGAGAUAUUGCUGUAUACGGAUUUGACUAUGACUACACUUUAGCUCACUAUACCAAUGAAUUGAACAAUUUGAUAUAUCAGAUGUCAUUAGAAAAACUGAUCAAUGAGUACAGUUAUCCUGAGGAGUUACGAACGAUGACGUACGAUCCUGAAUUUGUGAUACGAGGAUUACAUAUCGACAUUAACAAGGGGAUUAUGAUGAAGAUCGAUUCCUAUCAAAAUAUCAUGCCAGGAACGGCUUACAGAGGUUAUCAGCAAAUUAGUGAAGAAGACAUUCAUCGAUAUUAUAGAGGAACACACAUUGGAAAUGAUCAAAUAAUCCCAACAAGAGAUAAUAAUGAUCGGCCAAGGAUGAGGCAUAUGAUAGAUUUGUUUGCGAAUAGUGAAGCAACUCUUAUGGCAAAUGUUUUUGAGUAUUUUGCACAGAAGAACAUAGAAUAUGAUCCAGCUUAUGUCUUUCGAGAUUGCCAGGAAACUGUGAGGAAGGUUCAUAGAUCAGGACAAAUUGGUUCCACUGUCGAGAAGGACAUCGGUCAGUACCUUCAUCCCAACCGAGAAUUACAAGAAUUCUUACAAAGUUUACUAGAAAGUGGUAAACAGACGUUCCUUAUAACGAACAGCGACUUCAACUUUGUAAACAAAGGUAUGAUCCACAUGUUAGGAGAAACAUGGAUGGAGCUUUUUGAUGUAGUCAUCACAAGUGCCAGGAAACCGUCAUUUUAUUUACGGACUGACAGGCCAUUCCGAUCUCUAGACAGUAAAGGCAGAAAAACCUGGGAAAGAGUUUCUCAUUUUCACGGAGGCGAACUUUAUACCGAGGGAAACGUUGAGCAAUUCAUGAAAUUUACCGGUUGGUAUGGACCAAAGGUUCUUUAUUUUGGUGACCAUGUCUACAGCGACUUAAUGGGACCGAUAUUAAAACAUGGAUGGCGAACUGGGGCAAUUAUUCAUGAUCUUGAGAAAGAGAUUAAGAUAUCAAACACAGAAGAGUUUCGACGUUCAGUAACUUGGUUAUUAUCUCUGCAACAGUUAAUUGAAGCGCUUCAGAGUGACAACUCUGAUGAAGCAUAUGAGUUGCUAAGAGAAUGGAAAAGAGAACGCUAUAUGUUAAGAGAAGAGCUGAAGAACAUGUUUAAUCCGCAGUUUGGAAGCGUAUUUCGUACAUAUCACAAUCCAUCUUAUUUCACUCGACGACUGGUUCGCUUUGCAGACAUCUACUCAUCAUCAAUCUCUAAUCUUCUCAACUAUUCCAAUGAUGUUACCUUCUACCCAAGAAGACAAGCUCUGCCUCAUGAACCAUUUAUCGAACUUUUUGCUUGA
Molecule: messenger RNA, 1365 nt
Organism: Dendronephthya gigantea
Lineage: Eukaryota; Metazoa; Cnidaria; Anthozoa; Malacalcyonacea; Nephtheidae
Product: 5'-nucleotidase domain-containing protein 2-like
Exons: 15
Coding region: 1-1365 (454 amino acids)
Molecular function (GO): 5'-nucleotidase activity
Source: RefSeq, a predicted model, not a curated record